ACCCAAGCGCCUGUCCGAUUGCAGCGGCUUCUCUUCGUUGCCUAGACCAGAAGAAAGCCGGGACGUAACGGAGCCGGGGGGGUUCUGCUUGCUGGAGGCCCGUUAAACCACUGAUUUAAAAAAACAAAAAACCCAACCACACAGCUUCUUCGCAGUUUCUUCGUCGCUCAAGAGACGUUUGUGACCUACCUUGACCCUACGUCUUUUUUCCACCUUAGAACUAAUUUCUCAAACAUGUCCUGGCAAAGCUACGUGGACAACCUGAUGGCUGAUGGCAGCUGCCAGGACGCGGCCAUUGUUGGGUACACGGACGCCAAAUACGUCUGGGCAUCGUAUGCCGGCGGUACCUUUGCCAACAUAACGCCUGAAGAAAUCGAUGUGUUAAUAGGAAAGGACCGGGAGGGAUUCUUCACCAGUGGGAUGACCUUAGGCAAUAAAAAGUGCUCCGUAAUCAGAGACAGCCUCCAAAUUGACAGCGACUGGACAAUGGACAUCCGGACAAAGAGUCAAGGAGGAGAGCCAACAUACAACAUUACUGUAGGCAGAGCCAGCAAAGCAUUGGUUUUUGUCAUGGGGAAGGAAGGUGUCCAUGGAGGGCAGCUCAACAAGAAAGCAUUUCAGAUGGCUGAGUACCUGAGGAAGUCCGGAUACUAAAGCAGCCUGUACCCAGCCACCUAGCAGCUCACCCUUCCACCCUGUUGCAUUCACACUACUUCCAGUCCUAGUUGGUAGUUACUUUUGUUUUUUUUCUUUUUCUGCCUUCUCUCCUCUCUCUCUCCCCCCCUCCCCCAUUUAUUAUCCCAUAUUUUGUUGUCAUAUCCCCCCCUAACCCGUCCUCUUCCCUCAACACACUUGCGCUGUGUACUCUUACCCCCUUAAGCACUAUAAGUUGAUCCAUAGCAAAGAUGAGCAUGUUGCUAACAGGAUGUCAUGACAAAUCUGUACUUAACAAAGACCAGCAAAUAAAUUUCUGGCCGAACACCGGGACAAUGAAGGCUAUAGCGUCAAUUUGAAGUAGAUAUUUCUUUCUUUUUUCUCUGUCGUAGUGCCCAUUACUUAAAUCCCCCCAUCAAAAAACCCAAUCAUUUACACUCCCUCCCUGAGCAGCCGAUGCCUUUGGAGCACUUGAGCGGUAACCAAGCUCGUCAUGUCUUCCUCUUCCAUUUCCCCCAUCAUGUCCUGGAGGACAGACUGUGUGCAUAUCUCGGUCCACUGUCGUUUCCCCUCUCGCUCCCACCACUACCCCCCUCCAGACUCUCCUCUGCCAAAAUUUUCAGUUCCUCCCCUUUCCCCCAUUUCUCCAUCCUGUUUGCUCAAAGCAGGCGACACUACAAACCUCACAGGACAUCUUCAUCAAACAGUACACACCACCCAACCAAGUCCCCUCAACUCCCCUUUUUUUCAGAUUCACUGCUCUGUCCUAACUACAUUUUAUAAAAAAAGGGUGGUAGUGUGUGGGGGGGGGAUGCUUGGAUCAGCUCAGUUAACGAUCAUGAGCCGGAUUUCGGAGUGUUGGUGUCAUCCAGAUGCUGGUAGCCUCUCCUCCCAUCAUCACAACCUCCCAGACUACACGAAAACCCAUGGACAUUCCACAGUAACAAUGGCUCAGGCACUUAAUACUGUUUUUGUUUGCCAGCUCCUGUAAUAUAUUUUUUUUAUUUUGUUUUUUGAAAGGCUGCCAUUUUUGGACAGUAGAAAUCCCAGCAUAUAACCAUCUGGAGUGUGUCCAGUUUUUUUUUUUUUUUUUUUUUUCUUUUAUUUUUCCUUUUUAUAGGACCAAGUGUAGUCUAAGCUCGGGUGUUUAUACAAUUGCUCUAAAUCAUGUGACGGAUGACUGCUAACUUUUUUCUGAUGAAGGAAACACUAACCAGACAGUAACACUUACUUUGGUUGAAAAAAAAAUGAUGCUACAGGGGAGGUAAGGGUGGGAGUAUCUGAAGAAAUUCUCCCUUUUUUUUUUUUUUCUUGUUUAGAAAAAAAAACGACUGCAUUUGUACAAACCCAUGCUGUGUUGACAACUACAAAACUGUGGAAUAAAUUGCCUUUUACUCUAGUCAGCUGAGCUCUGGGGUAUCACACGGUCUGUCCACGCUCAGUACUGCUAAAUGUAACGUCCAACUGAAAAAUAAAAAAAAAAAAUCUUUCAAAAGUAGAAAUGACACUCAAUGGGAGAUGGGAUUGGUUGGAACGAAGACGCUUAUGGUUGUCUUGUCGAAACGUAACUACAGAACCUGUGUAUCCUGUGCCAUAAUAUAGAGAUCUGUUGCUGUUGUAAGAUGGAUUUUACCCACUGUCCACUAAGGAGUCAUUUCAUUGGCACUUUUUUUUUUUCUUUAAGCUUCAGCUCCACUGUUUAGGCCUUGUGGGAUAUGUGUACUCAUAUAAAAAAAAACCUGUUUCAAGUCCUGUUGCUGAUUUAUGUUCAUUUCCUUUUCCUCACCACUUUUUUUUCUUACAUCUGGGAUACAGUCUCUUUAAUGCAUCUGAUUUCAUAUGCAUAAAACCAAGAAAUGCCAUAAAUUGAUUUAUCACCUUGUUUACAGACAGAUCAAAUAAAUUUAUUCCAACCAGAUAA
Molecule: messenger RNA, 2575 nt
Organism: Dicentrarchus labrax (European seabass)
Lineage: Eukaryota; Metazoa; Chordata; Actinopteri; Moronidae
Product: profilin-2
Exons: 3
Coding region: 235-654 (139 amino acids)
Biological process (GO): actin cytoskeleton organization; regulation of actin filament polymerization; positive regulation of actin filament bundle assembly
Cellular component (GO): cytoplasm
Molecular function (GO): actin binding
Source: RefSeq, a predicted model, not a curated record